AUGGCAGCCAUAAGAGCUUUUAGUCCACAACUCUCUAUUCGUUCUCAGACCAAUUUAUUUCCUGCAUGCAAACCCUCCCGCUUUCCGUUGACGUCAUUUCCCGGUAAGCAUGCACAUCUUGUUCCUUUGAAAGCCACUACUCUUACUCUGGCUUGUGAAGAUGAAGAAAACAAUCGCAAGUUCAGAAAAUUGGGCCCUUCUGAGUGGCGUCAUAAAUUCCUCUCCGCUCAUGUUGACUUCUCAGAAAUGGAUGCGCUUGGGAGACUAGGAGAGAGAUAGAGGCCAAAAGUGAGGGACAUGUUUAUAGGAAGUAAAUUAAGCAAGAAGAACAUCAUUUUUAUCUAUUUGCUUGUGAGCCUUGGAGUCACGUAUCAUUUCGAAGAUGAGAUCAGAGAGAGUAUAAAAGAUGGUUUCCCAAACAUAGAGGAGAUGAUCGCGGGUGAAGAUGAUUUGAUAUUCAAAGGGGACAAUGGAGAAUUUAAGGAAUGUCUUGCCGGAGAUGGUAAGGGUAUCCUGAGCUUGUAUGAAACUGCUCACAUUGGGACGACAACAGAUUAUAUAUUAGAUGAAGCCUUGAGCUUCACAUUGAGUUACUUGGACUCGUUAGCUGCAAGUGGAACAUGCACACCUAAUCUCUCAAGGCGUAUACGAUAUGCUUUGAGCUUGAGUCUACCGCAGCAUCAAAACAUGCAGAUAUUAGUCGCAAAGGAAUAUAUCUCGUUCUACGAAGAAGAAGAAGAUUGCAACAAGACGGUACUAAAGUUUGCCAAACUUAACUUCAACUUCGUACAGCUACAUUACCUUCAAGAACUCAAAAUGCUUUCAAAAUGGUACAAGGAACAGGACUUUGAUUCUAAGUUGCCACCUUACUACAGAGACAGAUUUGUGGAAUUGAACCUGGCUACACUGGCUUACACCGAGCCAAAACACUCACGUGUGAGGAUAAUGCUGACUAAGUUGUACACGAUUCAAAUCAUUCUAGAUGAUACGUGUGACAGAUAUGCUUCUCUUCGUGAGGUCGAAAGCCUCGCCAAUGCCAUGGAAAGGUGGGAUAUCGAUGAUGAUGCCAUGGAUGGACUACCAGAUUAUUUGAAACAUGUGGCUAAAUUUAUAAUUGAUACAUUCCAAGAGUUUGGAAGACAGUGCAAAAAUUUGGUGAGAGCCAACCUUCAACUCGCGAAAUGGGCAAGAGCGGGUUACUUGCCAAGCAUUGAUGAGUACCUAGAUGUUGCUGGAGUAGAGAUCGCUGUAUAUUUUACCUUGGCAGGUAUUUUGAUGGCUAUGGAUCACAAUAUUUGCAAGAAAGAAGCUUAUGAUUGGUUGAAAUCUAGAGAGAAACUAGCUAAAGCAAUGACUAUAAAAGCACGAGUGGUGAAUGAUAUGUUUGGCUAUCAGGAUGACAUGAGCAGAGGAUAUGUCACGAACUCGGUCAACUGUUAUAAGAAGCAAUAUGGAGUUACUGAAGAAGAAGCCUUUCGAGGGCUUCGUCAAAUGGUUGCAGAUGGUGAUAAGUUGAUGAAUGAGGAGUUUUUGAAGCCAAUCAAUGUGCCACACGAGGUUCUUAAGCUAUUCCACGACACUUUACGUGCGAUUAAUGUUUCCUACGACAAGGACGAUGGAUUUACCCGCCCCGGUAAACAUCUCAAGAGCCAUAUCACGUCCAUGUUUGGUGAUCUAAUUUGA
This is a messenger RNA of Eutrema salsugineum, 1683 nucleotides long. RefSeq names its product terpenoid synthase 28. Gene Ontology annotation, molecular function: terpene synthase activity; magnesium ion binding. Gene Ontology annotation, biological process: diterpenoid biosynthetic process. Lineage: Eukaryota; Viridiplantae; Streptophyta; Magnoliopsida; Brassicales; Brassicaceae. The record is from RefSeq and is a predicted model, not a curated record.